Messenger RNA from Porites lobata, 14690 nucleotides. The record is from the annotation of a GenBank genome assembly. Lineage: Eukaryota; Metazoa; Cnidaria; Anthozoa; Scleractinia; Poritidae.
AUGACGGAGUUUUCCUUGCUUCGCUUCGUGGUUGUGCUUAUUUUAGCUUUCCUACCUAAUGCUUUCUGUGCCCCUAAACAAAAUCCACAGAAAACCGAAGUCAGUGGUAAGUUAAUGCUUUGUAUUUGUCCUGUCUAAAUCAGUUGCUAACUUUAAUGAAAGUGGUUUUUUCACACCAAAAGGCACAAAAAGUUGUAAACUAAAAUUUUUUUUAAUAGUUAUUUCUAGAUUGAAAAGUUCUAACUGAGCAAACUAUAACUUGAAACUAUAACUUUGUCCCUCGGUAAAACCACCGAAAAUGAUUCAAAAUGUUCCUAUGAUCCUAAGACUACUGAGUUUUUUUAAUCGCUUUCCUCAUUAUGAAACACUGCAAAGACAACGACAGCAACAUUACGUCUGUCUUAAAUGUGUCCGGCAUACGAAAGGAAAAAGACCAACGAAACCUAUUUAAGUUUUCUUGCUUGUUGGUAUAUUUUUGCCGGAUUUGAAUAGACUUGUAUCUCAUGAUCUCGAAAAGACAGAACUGGGACUUGGUACUCAAAACUUUGAUUUGGCAGCACUUACGCAACUUGCAAUUUUCGUUAAAAGAGAGGAAAAUAAAGUCGAUUUUUCAUGAACCAGUGCUUGACUUCUGACGCGCUUUCUCAGCCUCUCGUCAGACAUCUCAUUGUCGAUUACUUUGUUCAAGAUUACUUAACAUCUGUAUUUGGAAAGAGUCAUGGCUGGACAAAACAUCAAGGAAAAAAUCGAAACUUUCAAUAUUGAUCUCUUUUUCCUGCUGUGCACUAUGUCCAUCUGGAUCAUGUGUUCUGGAUCAUUUAAAAGUACUAACUAUAAAUUGUAAUUUAGCAAGCAACUUUUAUUUGCUUUCGCCACUUUGCUUCUUAUUUGUUGCCGUUUAAUUGAGAAUCUACAGUCAGAGAAAAUUCCCUCCCUUGGAACUGAUUUUGUCUCUAGAAAGUUCUGCAAAGGAACAUUAUAUGAAUCAAUUUAUACUGUCGUAAUUUGACCAGUCUUUGGCUAAUUCGGGUCACUUUUACGGGCUUUGAAAGAAAACAGUAUUCUCAACAGGUGAGACCAAAAAUUUGCAAGGAUAACAAAUGUGCGGUAAUCUAGAUUUAAAUAUUUCUUCUUCCCAUUGCCUUGCCAAAACCUCAGGACAAGUUGUUUAUUCUCAGACAAAAGUAAAUGUUCCUAGUUGUUGUACAUCUUUUUUGUCAACGACAUAUGACACGCAGACAAUUCUUCUAAAUAUAUAGUACCAGUGAAAAAGUUAACUAACCAUAACUAAGGGAUUUUAAAAAAGAGGACGCCCAUCUGGGGUAAAUUGACCGCUUAAAUUGUUUGCGUUUUUAAAGAAAUUGAAAACGUUCGAAGUAUAGCCGAUGCUCAUGAUACUUAUCCCUGGGUAAUACGAAUCAUAUAUCGCUGCGGAAAGAUUAAGUUUUCGUUGGCACUCUCUAAUUGCUUUUCACUUUUUCAAAUUUUUUUUCUUUUAUUAAUUUAUCAAAUAUCAAUCAUUUCUUCGUUAUUCAGUUUCGCGAUUGCGAAGUUUAUAUACUAUACUGAAGUGAAUAAACUUAACCCCCUCUUCUUCUUCUUCUUCUUCUUCUUCUUCUUCUUCGCGUGCAUGAAUACAGUGAAAACCGCGCGGAUGAGAACCUGCAUUUCCCGAACAUUUAGCCGACCGGAAACGGGUUCUUACAUAAUUUAGUAAUAGUACAAAUUUAGGUUAUUGGUUCUUAUUUUCUGAAAAAGUACGUUGUAGCUAGGAGUAUUUGGUGGUAUUCAGCUUAUUCCUCAUUUAAAAUCUGCAUAACAUUACAUUGUAGUCGGAGUAAAGGCACCUAUAUGUCUCAGAUUCUCGUGUAGAGGGCACCUAAUUGGCAAAUUUUACCCUAACCGGGUUCUUAAAAACCAGGUUCCUAGUCACGAAUUUUUACUGUAUUGACUUACUGUUAGUUUUGAAGAUGUCAAUAAUAACUCCACCAAACCUGAUUUUUACUAUGGCCUCAUCACUGAACGACAUGAAAAAGAAGAACAAAGGCAUACAGGGCAUGGAGAGGCGCAACAGCAUUUUCAAAACUACGGACUAGAUUUACCGCCGACUCUCUCUUAAGACUUGUCUCUCAACGGACACCUCUUUAAGACGGAUACCUCUGUAAAACACACACCUAGAGUUGGUCCCUAACUUUCUUUACUCCCUUUAUUUGUGUUUCUAGAAGACCGACAUCUCUCCAAGACGGAAGUCUAGCGCCAGUUCCAGAGGUUUCUGUCUUACAGAGAUUUGACUGUUAUGCAUGCAAAUACGUUUUGUGUCUAUAUUUUCAAAGGAAUUUAGCUUAUCAAUCAAUAGCCAAUCGUUUCUCGUUUUACAAUUUAAUAGGUAACUGUAACUUCGAUUCCUCUACACUCUGUAACUGGCAUCAAGUUAGUGAACCGGAUGACAAAUUUGACUGGUCGUUAGAUCGAGACUCUACACCAAGUUCUGGCACAGGUCCAAUCAAGGAUGUCUCUGAAAAAGGUAAGGUGUCUUCCUGUUCAACAAGUUCACUCUGUCGCGUGUCCGUCUAUAAAACAAAUACAUUACCUUUUUUUUUAAUCUAUUCAGUUUAGAUCACAGGUGACCGGCUGGUCAGAAUUAGUGAUAACAGAAAGUGAUAACAUUUUAUUUUAUUCUUUUAGGUUACUAUGCCUAUAUCGAAUCCUCCUCUCCUCGCAAACGCGGGGACAAAGCUCGAUUAAUGACUGGUCCACUCAAAGGGGUGUACUGUCUUCGAUUCGCAUACAACAUGCAUGGCAGGACCAUAGGACAGCUAAACAUUUAUCACGUUUUACACGGCAGCGAGUUAAAUAUUUGGUGGAGAAAAGGGCAACAAACCAUUGCAAGACAAUGGAAAACAGACAAUGUUACUGUUUACGGAAACAACUACUACGUAAGUUCUCUGAUAAGUCAAACUUGUGCGGCAGUGGGAAUUUACACAAAUUUUUGAUUAUUAUUUUUUCAAAGAAUUUCUUCCUUUGCGAUGUUGGCUUACGUUUCCACAGUCAUUAGUACGGAAAAUUCUGAGCAACUUAAAAGGUUACCGACAAUCUUCGAGUUUUUAAAAAAAUUAUUCGACGAAGAAGGUCAGUCGACUGAAAAUUGAAACAUUAUUGGACGAGUGACGUGCGCAAAGAUAGAGUCGCGUAAUGGCUGUGCUAAUUGUCAAAGUAAAGAUUGAGAAAUUCCAGCUAACCCCCUCACCUGUGGCAUAAUACUUUUUAGUUCUGAUUGGUUGAGCUACUUUGAAAACCAAAACAAUGGCGACUAAAUCGCGUUUUGUUAGCUAAAGUUGUUUUGUCUCGAUAUUUUUGACAAACUAGUUGUAUUUUACUAAAACGAUUAUUCCUCUCGCCCUCAUCGCCUCUGAGUCAAUAGCGCAAUUAACUCAGAGCCCAUUCGGGCUCGAGGAAUAAUUGUUAAACAAAGUAGUUCAGCCUAAUCUUAUAGCCGUACUGUUUACUGUUGCUGCAGAUCAUUAUCGAAGGUGUCACGGGAAACAGUUACACGGGAGACAUUGCAAUCGAUGAAAUUUCAUUUGUGAAAGGCUCCUGCAGAGGAGAACCAGUUCCAACUGUCGAUGAAGAAGAGUCAGGAAAAAAUGGUAAUGGUGAGAGUUAAACUCCAUUUUUAGUGCUAAAAAGUGCAAAAAUAUUUCUGCAGGCUUGUUGAUUGCUGUAAUACACGCGUGAUUGUUCAGUAUCUAAACGUGCUGUUCAACACUUCAUCGAUAAUCUCAUAAAUUGUGAGUCGAGGGGACCAGCUCAUUAAGUGGUUUGUUAUAUAGCCCAUGGAGAGUAACCUCCAAGAGUACAAAACCUAAGCUAGCGGUCAACAUUGCUCAGAGGCCUUUUUGGCGAGAAACGGUUUUAUUGUUUAAAAAAUGUCUUGUGCCUCGAAACAGCCACUCGCAGAGGGCGCGCUGUUGGGGGAAAAUUCUAGAUAUAUACCGUUAUAUUAAAAGUUUUAAACCUGAUAAAUGAAAAAAAAACCAUUAAUAUCAAGUUGCUCUUAGUCUCCUCUCAUGACAGGUGAACACAGCAGUAAUGGCACUUGCAUUAAAAGAAAAAAAUACCCCUCAAUUACCUCCCAAUUUUUUAUAUUGAUGCUGAUUAUCAUAUUUUGCUUUUCGGCAGUUUCAGAUAGAUGUGAUUUUGAUUUGGGAUUUUGCGACUGGGGCAAUGAUUUGUCUGGUGUCGGAAAAAAGCCAUGGCGCUUGUCCUCGCACAGAGACAACCAAGUUCCUGCAUCGGUUGCUGCAAGACAAGACCACGGAAAGAAACUGGGUACGCCAGCCUGCUAUAGGUCGCUGUUGUCUGAUUACUCAUUUAUUUACUUUUGCGUCUUGAAAGUUUCCAUUUCCUGUGUAAGCAUUUCUCAAAGGCGACUCUAUGUUAUUUAGAACUCCUCUUAUGCAACGACAAACAUAAUCAUUUUCCUGGCCAGGAAAGAGAGGACGACCUCUCUUUACCCGAGUAAUUUGAGGGGCUUAUCGCUUAUUCGAACCUACAUAGGGUUUCAAAACUACUCGAGGUUAGUUUUUCCCUUGCUGUUUACUGCUUUCAGACAAUAUUUGGAAGUAACCUCUGCCGCUGUAGUACUGUACUGUCUUUAAUCACUUUGUAUGCAAUUUAAGUCACUACGAUUAAAUCCGAGAAGAAACUUAUCCCUACAACUAAGACAACUAAAUCAAGAACAUAAACGCCUUUUAUUUUCCCGUUCGAUCCCUCAAUUAAGUCUUUAGAUCCUGCUGUCUAAUGUGCGGGCAAAACUAAGAAAUCUAACUAGCAAAUGAACUCUGUAUACAAGGUGCCAACUCAAUUAAGGUUCUUUCCGCUUCUUUCACAUAGGAGGGAAGUUUGUAUAUUCAAAUCGGCAGCCUCAACAACAAGCAACGGUUUCGCGUCUGAUUAGCCGAAGACUGUGUGGUCCUAAGUGCCUCGAAUUAUACUACUUUAUGAAGCGCUUUAGGGGAAGCGAGUUGAGAGUGUCUAAAAGGAUAGACAGUAAGGAGGAUCGACUAUGGUUUACAACAGGAGUGGGAGCCCAAACUGAGGAUUGGACGAGAGUGCUGGUGGACAUUAAAGAGGAACAUGAAAAUUGCUAUCAGGUGUGUACAAUAAUUAGUCAACUUUAAUGUAAUUUAGCAACGAAAGGUUGACCUAGUAGUUCGUUCCCCUUGAUUAAGGAGUAGCCUCAUUUAAGGCAAACCACGACAGUCUUGGAUUCUGGAUUCCACGCUGUGGAUUCCGUAUUCCAGGUACUUGAUUGCUGAUUCCAUGUAUGUGGAACUAAUGGACUCCGGAAUCCCUGACUUAAUUUCCAGAUUCCAAGGCCAUGGAUUCCCCAUUCCACAAGCAAAAAUUUCCCAGAUUCCGGAAUAGGAAUUCCGGAAUUCGGAUUACCUUACAUGGAAUGAAAGAGGCUGGUCAUCAUUUUACUGAAAACAUUCGUGAUCGCCUCAUUGAUACAAUUUUUUCCCUCCGGUAUUAGCUUGUUUUUGAGUCUCGCCUUAGUGGAGCUCGAGAAUCAGUAGUGGGGCUCGACGAUGUUUUUACAAAAAAUGGCAGUUGCUGCUCAAUACGGAACACUCCAGAGAAAACAGAGAAAGGUAACACAUUUGUAGAUGGAAUUUAUAUGUAUAUAUUAGAUAUCUGUACCCUUGACUCCAACAGUUAGGCGGAUAAAAGAGAAAGUUAUGGUUAACUCUGUAGACAUCAGCAACGACCUUAGUGUGGCCCUAUUAAACUAAGACUUCCUGGGCAUGGGUAAUUUCUUGAUGACUUUAAAAUGCCCCCUUUCAUUUCAGCUUUUUUCGAGAAAUAAAUUUUAAUUUGAAAUAAGGUUUUGGAGUUACUCACCGUUCCCGACCGCCAGUCUCCUGAGUCACAAUUUCAACACAAAAGAGCCAGCCUAACCUUAUGCGUUGGAGAAUAGGAAACUGCGCCAGCAGACUAACUUAUAUCUGUUAUUCUUUUCCUAAACUUUACUUUAAACUUACCCAGACUCUAGUAGAACCUUCUAUAAUAUUAAAUAAUCAACCUACUUAUCAAUGCCAUGUUUAUAUUCUCUGUACUAUAUCAGCAAACUGCGAUUUCGAUAAAGGCACGUUCUGUAACUGGGGGCACUCUGUGAAGUCGAGUUUUGCUUGGAGCUUAGGAAGUGGACAGACUAAGAGCGGAAAAGAAAGCGGGGGGAUGACGGGGCCUACUACGGACGCUUCGGGCAAAGGUAUUUCAUGGCAAUUUUUACUGAAGCGUAUUAGACAUUAGUGGCAAUAAAAACAUCUUAGAGUUAAGUGAAACCCUUUAAAUGUAGCUAAUGUAAUAUGUCCUCUCUAAUAUUGGGUUGAUCUGAUGUUUUCUCAUAGUAACCCUCAAAAGGGCGCUUCUGGAAGUAUUCUCAUCAAUGGAUAUUUAUCCUGGGCUAGUAUUGCCAAGCGUUACUACAGGAAGGUUACAGAGGUUAAUUGAACUCUAAAAAGUGCCACUUCUUUUAAAAAAAAACACACACACACACACAAAAGCAUCACUCUUUGUAGUACGAUCCCUUGCAUGUCUUACUCUUAGUUCUUCGGUGUACUGAGAUGUAAAUUUUCUGAAUUUGGAACUGUGCGCUAUAUAACUCUAGUGUGGUUUUAAAAAUAAAAAUAGUUCAGUGUGCUGACGUAAUUUUCGGCAUUUAGAAAGUGUAGUAACUUUGUAUUUCCAUUUUUAGGCCAAUAUGCCUACAUAGAAUCUUCUGAGCCUCGUAUGAAGGGAGAUAAAGCCGUGAUGGUUAGUGAUCUUUUGUCUGGACAACAGUGCAUGCAAUUCAAGUAUCACAUGUACGGAGAGGACGUUGGUUCACUUUCAGUUUAUAGGCGGGGAAUUCUUCAGUGGAAAGAAAGUGGUAACCAUGGAGAUCAGUGGCUUGAGGGACAGGUCGACCUUGACUGCAGCAUUGAGGAGUACCAUGUAUGUUCUAAAUUACUGUUGGAGCAGAAGGGAGGGUAGGGAGAGUAGAGAGGAGAAAGUUUUCCUUCUCUGUACCAAGAUGCAGUCAUUUAAGGUCUUAAUUCUUAUAAAUUUAAUUAAAUCUGUCGUCAAAACUCCCAAGCGAGACCAUCUGUCUGAAAGUUGUCUCAGUCAGCUUACAGCAUUUAAGUUUGAAUGUGGAGUAAGAAGGUCACUGAUUUCUAGGUUAAUCGUUCUAGAAAUACAAGGACAGAAUCUGAUGUAGUUAUCAUUAAAUAUCUUUGUUGUUUUUGUCAAAUAAAAUUUAAACUUUACUUUUCGAGUUAGUUGUAACUAACAACUUUUUCUGUUUACACGCAGGUUGAAAUCGAGGCGUUCGUUGGGGGAUGGCGUGGAGAUAUUGCUUUAGACGAAUUGCAAUUUACUCCAGGGCUCUGUCCUAAUAAGACCAAUGUUAGUGCCGUAUCGCCUACCAAUACACCAGUUAUAUUGCCAACACCUCCUCCACCAUACCGUAAGUGCAGUUAAGUUAUAGGCGAGGGCAAAACUUUUUCGUUCCACCUGCAUCCUGUUGAUUUUCAGUUUAAAUAAUUUUUAAAACCUCUUCAGUUCCUCCAGCCUUCGUUGACAAGACACAGGAACGAGUGAUCGAGAUUAUUUUUUGCGGGCAAAAUCGUUCAAGGAAACUAACAAACUUGUCUCAGAAUAAUUUUGGAAAUGACGGCAUUUACCCCACUCACAAUAUAAAACCCCUCUGUUCCCUCAGGAUGAAAUUUCCAUUUUUCGAAAAAGCCAAUUGAAAAAUGUUACCUGUCAGAAAGAACUUAGGUUUGUUUAUUUCAGUCGGCACCGAUUAAAAAAAGCGCAUCAAAGCGAGCUUGCACCGUAAAUCAUUAACAUGUCAAAUAUUUUGCUGUAAAAGAAGGAAAAGGCGAAGCAAGCUUCAAAAAUAUUCCCUUCACGUGACCUUUUUUUCACUUUUGCUAAAUGGGCUAACAAUUUUGUUGAGUCUCCCAUGAUCAUGACCUCACAAAGACAUUUAUAACUUAAGUAGAGAACAUAACGCUCCUUUACAUUCUAAAAAUAAUAAUCCCAAACGAACUACUUUGAAUUCACGAGUUAGGACAAGUUCAAUAUUAGAACUCUUGCAUCUGUAGGAGUAUUGCUUAAGGCUCGUGCGUUGCUCAACUUGUUUUUAACGUUAUCAUAGGGACAUGUACCUUUUCGCAAAGUUUGUGUGGCUGGACAAAUUCACUCAAUGACGGUGGAGACUGGAAAAUAUACGCCAAUGACACACCCUCCUUUAACACUGGACCUCAUUAUGACUUUGACGGAAAUGGUAGGUGCUCAAAAUUGUUGGGCCCGGGUCAAGAGCGCGGUCACUUUUAUCGACACCGCCUCGGCGGCGUGGUUGUCUUCGGGUCCCUUACUUUCUUCACUCUAAUAUUAUUUACAAUGCUCUAUUUUAAGCUUUCUUCGAUGUUAAUGUUUGGUGGAGGAAAUUAUUACAUUAGCCACUCUAGACUAAAUCAGAAAAAUGAUUCGUUUUCUAUUAUGGGAGCCAAAAUUUGGAAGAGUAUACCGACGAGUUCGACGACCUAAACACGAUAAUCUCCGAUUUUAAAAAAUAUUAGCCCCCGCUUAUCUAAAUAACUAUUCGUAAUAAAUCUUAAGCCGUCUACACACCACCUGCCUCGAUUAGCCUUGCUAUUUGCAGGUGGUGUGAUAUUUGUAUAUUUAAUGUAAGAAAUAAAGAUGUUGUUGUUGUGAGGGAGGUAAAGCAACUACGACGACGACGGCUGCGAAAACAUCACUUAAAAAGUAAAUUCGCGCUGUUUCAAAAAGUUGUCGCACUUAUUCUAUCUCCGGCGUUCAGUUCGUCAAAUGUUGGCAAAUUUUUCUGGGGUUGAAUACUAAAGAACUGUGUCAAAGUACAGGAAAAGAAAAGGAAAGUCGUUGUCUUCCGGCUGUUCACGUCCUUAAAAAAGUGAAAAUAGGCAUUUUUACGUCGUGCAUGAUGCACGUGAAAAGUUGUUGUUUUGCUAAUCUAAACAUGUUGCCUUUUUGCCAUUCUCGUUGCCGUCGCCGUCGUCUUUACUUAAGCUUCCUCUUGAUCGCAAUAAUAGGAUAACAGCAUAAAUGUACAUGCACCAAUUGCGUUAAUCAUCCUGGGAAUCGUAUUCGAUUCAAUGUGAUCAAAACCAAUUCAUCAAAUGAAAUAUAAGUACAGUGAUAUAAGAACGAAUAAAUGACGCUAUUUUUUCUCAUGCAUGCAGGUUUCUAUAUCUAUAUGGAAGCCUCAGACCUACUAGAAGGGCAAGAAGUCCGUCUGGAGAGCGAAACAUUAAGAAUUCCAGUUUGUUUAAGUUUUUCUUACUAUAUGUAUGGUAAGGAUGUCAAAGAACUGCGACUGGUGCAGCGAAACUCAAUGAAUAACGAAACCAAAGUUGUAUGGACAAAGAAGGGCGAACAGGGGGAUUACUGGAACUUUCAGUUGCAAGAAUUAAAAGGAGAGCAAUACACGGUAAUUUUUUAAGCAAUAGAAAACGUUUUCCGUGUUUGUAAAACCUGGUAUAUUCACGAGAGGGGUUGCGAGAACUCGAGACAGUUGUAAACCCGAAACGAAGUCGAGGGUUUGCAUAACUGUCGAGAAUUUCCCCCAAUCCCUCGGGUGUUACCACUAACAAAAAAUAUUUUAUAAAUUUAGAGCGCUUUUUUUCCUUUCUUUGUCUUAAAUGCACUUUGUAGAGGACUUGACCUUCUUUUAAAUGCUUUUUUCUGUAGAUAUCUUUUGUAGCAGUCCGAGGCAAAUCUUAUCUUAGCGACAUCGCUAUUGAUGAAAUAUCUAUCCUCGAUGUAAAGGAAUGCAAAAGUUUGAGCGGGAAGGCUGGAAAACAACCGAAUCCAAGGGAUGGUGAGUAAUCGGAUUUCGAGUCGGUAUCAAAAAUUAAAACGGUUUCACUCCCGACUCAUGAUAUGAAUGUAUUUUGACUGUCUGAAGUCGUUAUUAUCGAAUAAUUGACAGAAUCUAAUCUAUCCAUGAAGACUGCCAACAUUAUCAGUACAGCCGGGAUAGUCAGGAACUUUCUCAAUGUAGAAAUUAAACCAUAUCGGCAUUUACCUCGUGUACCGAACACAGUUGACGUAAAACAAAAGAACAAAAACCAUGAAACAAUAGAGUACCAAAGUGAUGACGUCAUAAAAAUGAAAUUUCUGAAAUUAUGGGAUUUGUCAGGAUAUUCUGAAAGAACAAUUUCCAAGACGCCUACUUAGUUACCAAAAAUGAGCAUCUCGGGGCAAAUUGUCUCUGAGAUGUUAGCCGGUUAUACUCAGAAAAUUGAACUCCAUACAAACCCUUCUAAUUUUUUUUGGGUCGAUCCAAAAAAAAUUAGAGGGGUUUGUAUGGAGUUUUCUAAGCAUAACUGGGCUAAGUGCCACAUUAGUCGGCCAUUGAACAGCUUGCUCGAUCGUAUGUGUUGUUGAUUUUUAAUCGAUGUCCUUCCCAAUUCUGUUUUUGCAUUUCCGUUUCUUAUUUUUUUUUUUGUGGUUUCUAAAGUAUUGUGAUUCUCGUUAGUUGUAUUACUAAUUUUCUUUUUUUUUCUGGACCUCGUAGUGGAGUUUGCUCUGUGAGUGAUCCAAGCCUCUUGGCGAAGUUUAUAAAUAAAUAAAUAAAUAAAUAAGAAGCAGGUAUCUUUAGUUUGGAACCAAUCAGAUUAGUGACAGCUUAUAUAUGUAGCCAAUACGGAAAUGUUUCGGUUGUUUUCUACUAGUGGUUUGAGGUAAAGAAAGUUAUUCUUUUCUGUUUUAAUAUACAGAAUUUUUCCCUCGUAGAAUAAGAGGUGAAUUAAUGGGUUUUUUCUUGUUGCCCCAAGGGAAUUGUGACUUUGACAAAGGCUUCUGCAAAUGGCAAAACGUUAAGGAUAACGUUUUUGAUUGGACCAGGAAUUCAGGAAGAACACCAUCUUCCGCAACUGGACCAAGUUUUGACCAUACAAAAGGUCAAACACGUCCAAAAGGUAAUCUUCUGAUGAUUGCAUGUCCACCCUGCUAGGGUUCUAGAAAAGAAGUAGAACUAUUUAACAACUAUUAACUUCAGAAUCAGCUUUAUGGGUGCAGACCUCUCCAACGGAGAUGGACAUGAACGGUUUCUCGGGAACUAAGAAGUUAUAUUACCAGCCAUCUCUCAAAUAAUCCAGUUUCGUUUCAAAUUUAAUAACAACUCAAUUGAUAUUUCUUUUUCUUUAACAAACAAACCAGGCCAUUACAUCUACUUAGAAGCUUCUAAUCCACGCAGAAGGGGAGACACCGCUCUUCUUCUCCUCAAGCUUGAGGGCAGUUCCUUUUGCAUGCGCUUCUGGUAUCACAUGUAUGGCAGGGCUAUGGGCUCUCUCAAAAUUGUGCAUAUUAUCAAGCAAGGUACAAUAAAAGACGAACCUGCGGAUGACGACCAGCCUAAAACUAUUGAGUUCACACAAGGUUUGAGGGGAAGCCGAGACACCAGGAAGAUUGCGUGGCAGAAAUCGGGAAAUCAUAGAAACAGAUGGCACCAAGCUGAAUUGGACCUUAAGCAUGGAAAGUCUGCUGUUCACUGGGUGAGUUUCAACGGGAUGGAAACAUAUUUUGCUUAAAAAUAAUGUAAUAUUGUACUACUUAUGCACUGAGAAACAACGAGUAAUUGAUCUGUAAAUGUUCCCCCAACUGAUCAUUGCAGGACACUUUACCAUUCUAUUGUUAAUAUAAGCUCACCGUUCUAAUGCGGCUUAAAACGUUUUCUUCGAGUAACAUAACUUUACCAUUUCUAAUGUUGUUUUUAAAAUGCCCACACGCAAUACAAAUUAAAAAAAUGAUAAAUUGAAAAACUUCCCGAAAAUUUAAAGAUAACAUUUUUAACAUUCUCGCUGUAACUCGUAGUAGAGUGAAGACGGUUAACACGUUUUCCCGCCAAAAUGACGCAGGUUUACGCACGUAGCGUGCACUACUUUGUAUUAAGAAAAUCUCGUACCCAUGGUAUUACUUGUCUUAGAAUGUAAAGGUCUCUAUUUUUAGUCCUUUUCUUGUUUAAGGCUGCUUGAAAAAGGCUGACCGCUAUCUCUUUCGAAUAUGUUGUCUAUUUAGAUCGGUAUCGUCGGCGUGAUUGGUAAAAGCUACACAAGUGACAUGGCGGUGGAUGACAUUCAAUUCACAACCGGAAGUUGCUCAAGUAGAAGAAAAGCUUGAAAAGGGAAUUUCUGUUUCGAGGUGAGCAUGUUGAUUAAGGUGAAUUUAAUCCAGAAUGGUCGGGUUACACAGUUUGUCUCCAGAAACAGCAUCUGAGUAACGUAAGAAGCAGGAAACGCAUAACAAAAAUAUAAGAUAUCCUCCUCAUUCCAGGGUUCCCGCCAAGCCAAAACCCAGAAAAACUCUGUAUGAACCUUAUUCAAAGAAAAAGUUAUUCUAAUUUAUCAUGUGGCUGAAUUUGCAAUCGGGCAAGACAAAAGGAAUUCUGCGUUCUGAUUGACUACCCGGACGGACAUGAUGGGCCUAUAUAACAGUAGUAGCGUUGGGCUAUUUGCCAUAUAUGGUCCUAAAAUUUUCUAGCCUGAGUGGCGGGCGAAAUGAGAAAAGUCCAGAACAAGAAGGAAACGGGGGGUUGCCAUAUAUGGGCUAUUUGGGCCAUAUAUAUGGUUUUCAAGCAGUUUACUCUAGGAUAGGUUAUAUAAAUCAGAGCGUUUGGGUCUAGAAUAGGGUAUCAUUUUUCAGGAAACUGAUCAGUUAGUUGAAUAUUUUAUCUAGACUGGGGAAACAGCUACUCUAGGAUAGGGGAUUUUUGAAAGUUUACUCUAGUAUAGGGUAGCAAAAUUCAGCUGAACUAGCUCUGGUAUAGGUCAAGGGUUCCAGGGUCCCAGACACAUCCCCACCCAGAUCAGUGUGCCACAGUCAUUUUUGCCUCCUCCACCCUCCCCCUCUUGACUUGCCACUCUUUUUAUAAUUUCUUCGGCCUUUCACCGUUUCCUUACGUCAGAAUUUUAACUCAUAUUGACAAUUUUGAAAACUCCAGUCCAACUAGAGUAUAAGUGGUGAGUUUGAGUUUUAAGGUUUUUAUUGCAUUGUCAUAAAGUCCUUCUCUCCGUUCAUGGAUAAUGUGUCACGAAUUUUCCAUCUUCUAGUCGAUCGGUGCCUAUAUUUAAUCCGAGAUGAAAUUUGUUGAAUAAAACCACUUUAUUGAAGUAAAGGUUACAUCCAACAUAUUUAUACUUACGUUACUUUAUUUGUUAUGUUGCAGAUUGGAUCCUGAAAAUGACUAGAAUAGAAAAGGCAUUUUCUUAAUAUAUCACGACUCCAGAGAAACGGUGCCUUAUUUUCAAGAACACCACGGAGUGUUCUCUAAAUUUAUUACUCAGCUCAGUUAAUAUUUUGUUGAAUUUAGGGCCAUUCUUACGUAGAAUGACCGGUAUAGUUGAGAAGUAAUAUCAAUGUAAUUGCAUUUACCUGUAGACCGGUGCGGAAAUACUUGGUUCGUUCAGGAAACCUUCACUAUUUUGAGAUUGUUCUUCAAAUAUUAAGUCUACUAUAAAAAUGAUAUUUCCUUUCUCAAAAAAUAAUAAAUGAAUAAAUAAAUAAAUAAAUAAUGGAAUGAAAGGGGACUUAUAAACUUAAAUCUUUGCCCGCACGCUGUCGUUGUCAGUGAAUACUGAAUUAUUCUAAUCAUCCACUCAGUAUUAUAACCAUUUUCGCAACUGCAUAAGUAGCGUAUUUAGCUGCGAUGAUCUUCUUUUCACCUAUUUUUUCAUCGCAGUUCAAAUAAAUGAAAUUCAUAGAACUAUUACUUCUUACAAUAGUGUCUAAUGACGUCACAAUCAACCAAAAUGGCAGAAAUCAAAGGGAGAUGCAAAUCCAAUUUCUGGUCAUUUAAAUGUUUCUUCCUACUUCCUAUGAAAGAAGUUGAAAUGUCAAAAUAUAUUUUUGACAAGUUGAAGACAAUUUGUUGUAACAUCAAGUGGAGGUUCCCUUUUACAUCCAACAUUGCAAUUUCGAUAUCGAGUUCGCCGGCAGUGUGGACUCUAUUUGAAUUUACGAUAUAAUCGUUUUUCAUUCAUGCAGGCACUGAUUAAUUCCGGUAUAGCGGUACAGCUUCUCACUAACGAGAGCAUUUGUUUAUAAUAUAGAAUAUUUGAUAAUAACCGGGCGAACAUAAAACAUAAUCACUCAAUUAUAUUCUUUUAUCAUUUUAUCUAGAAUUAGAUGAAUUUAAUAGAGAAACCCAACAGUAGUCUUUUCACGGAUUUGAGUCUUGUGCUGUACAUGAGAUACAAAAGCAGUAAGGGCCUCUAGACAACAACAAGAACGAGACUGUAUAGAGGCUUUACACAUGACGUUACGGCGAUCAUAUUGGUGUUCCAAAAUAAUGAAACGGCGGCCAUAUCGGUGUUUCAAUCCAAUCCUGUGUGGGUAGUGGAACUCUUUUCGGAUGUAAAACGCUCUCUUUUGUUUCAAUAAAUUUGCAUAGAUGCUGGCCACGUGAGUGAAAAAGCUCUAUACGUUUCAGCUCCUUUCGAUCCAUUUCAAAUUAAUGAGCCGUUCUUCUAAUUUCAAUUAUUGAAAAAAACUAUAAAUUUAGGCAACUAACACACCUUGUUCAUCGACCAAAAUUUUGCAUAAGCAUUGUUUUUGGCUUUCUCUUAGGACAAUUCUUCUGUAUUUUUUUUGGGGGG